ACAGGCGUCACCAAUCACUGUGCUGAUUUGGGGAAUUAAGGAAGGCUUCCUGAAGGAAGUGCGGUCCCAGCAGCAGUCUGAUGGAUGACCUGGAGUUAGCCAGGUGAAGGGAAAGUAUUCACCCAACCACAUCUGGACGACUGGGAUCUCCUUGGGGGCUGGUCUGGGCCGGCAGCAGGAGGGAGCUUGAUGAGUGCCCUGCGUCCCCAGGCCGAUGCCGCCCCCGGAGAAGAGCCAGAGACCCCUGGCCCGGGUGCCCGCCGGCCGCGCUCUGGCCUGGCUGCCCGGCCUGCCGUCGCCGGCGCUCUUCUGCGCCUGCGGGCUGUGCAUGCUGCUGGCGGGCGUGAACGUGACACUGGUGGGCGCCUUCGCCUCCUUCCUGCCCAGGCACAACGCUCCGCUCAUCGUGGGACCGGCGCUGCUCGUGCUGGCGCUCGGCUUCUUUGUCGCCUGCUGCGUGUGUAGUCGCCGGGGCUCCGCGCCCCACGCGCGCUCGGGGACGGCCGCGGGCCGGGGCCAGGGCGCCGGCGGCUCCGGGCCGGUGGCGCUGGAGAUGGAGAGCAGCGAGCGCACGGCGCAGGACACCACGGCCGUGCCGCUCAGCCCCGCCGCCUCGGCCGCGUCCUCGGGCCGCUCCAGCCCCGGCCCCGGCCCCUCCGCCCUGGACGCCCCCGAGCCCGCGGCCGUCUACGCGCCGCGCACCGAAGGGCUCCAGCUCAACCUGCCCCGGGAGCGCGUCGCACCCUAG
This is a messenger RNA of Diceros bicornis minor, 748 nucleotides long. RefSeq names its product transmembrane protein 275 (gene TMEM275). NCBI's taxonomy places the organism in Eukaryota, Metazoa, Chordata, Mammalia, Perissodactyla, Rhinocerotidae. The transcript is spliced from 2 exons. The coding region runs from base 215 to 748 and encodes 177 amino acids. The record is from RefSeq and is a predicted model, not a curated record.